Molecule: messenger RNA, 1866 nt
Organism: Sorghum bicolor (sorghum)
Lineage: Eukaryota; Viridiplantae; Streptophyta; Magnoliopsida; Poales; Poaceae
Product: cytochrome P450 71A1
Exons: 2
Coding region: 241-1803 (520 amino acids)
Molecular function (GO): heme binding; oxidoreductase activity, acting on paired donors, with incorporation or reduction of molecular oxygen; monooxygenase activity
Source: RefSeq, a predicted model, not a curated record
UAGGCCUUCCGAUCGGCAGUGCGCAGUAGCGUCGGGAAGCACCACCGCGCCGCCUCCGUUCUACUCCUGCCCCGUCGUCGGUCAGUGCCGGUGGAGGCCCGAAGGACGACGUGAUCUACAUCGGCGCAGCACCUACACUCACGCCAUGGACGUCUCCGGAUCUGCUCCUUCCGCCAACGACGGUCGAAACCCUAAACUAUUGAUCUAUAUGUUUCUACUAAAUUGUAAUAGAUCUAGUGUAUGCACAUAUAUAUAAAUGUCACUGUAUGCAUUGUUUUAUCCCGAAACCCCGUUCAUCCUAUUGCUAGUAGAUCCUGUAGAUCUAUCACUCCCACGUCGCGCCGGGAUGGCCGGAGGCUGCCGCUGCCGCCGUCGCCGUGGGGCCUCCCGCUGCUGGGCCACCUCCACUUGCUGGGCGCGCUGCCGCACCGCUCGCUGGCGUCCCUGGCGCGCGCGCACGGCCCGGUGCUGCUGCUCCGCCUGGGCCGUGUGCCCACCGUGGUGGUGUCCUCCGCGGCCGCCGCCGAGGAGGUGAUGCGGGCGCGCGACCUGGCGUUCGCGAGCCGGCCACCCAGCGCCAUGGCCGAGAGCCUCCUCUACGGCCGCGACGUCGCGUUCGCGCCCUACGGCGAGUACUGGCGCCAGGCGCGCCGCGUCAGCGUCGUCCACCUCCUCAGCGCGCGCCGCGUCGGGUCCUUCCGCCGCGUCCGGGAGCAGGAGGCCACCGCGCUGGCCGCCCGGGCCAGCACCGGCGCCGGAGGCGCGGCGGUCGACCUCAGCGAACUCCUCACCGAGUACGCCAACGCCGUCGUGUCGCGCGCCGCGUUCGGUGACGAGAGCGCGCGCGGGCUGUUCGACGAGUUUCAGUCCGGCCGUCGGCAGAGGAAGGUGUUCACCGACUUCCAGAAGCUCAUCGGGACGGUGCCGGUCGGGGAGCUGCUGCCGUGGCUGGGCUGGGUGGACGCCAUCACCGGGCUGGAGGGGAAGAUCAGGCGGACGUUCGAGGCGCUCGACGGGCUGCUCGAGAAGGUGAUUGACGACCACCGCCGGCGGCCUCGCGGAGAGGGUGACGGCGAUGGUCGGGAUUUCGUGGACGUGUUGCUGGACGUCCACAAGAACGACAAAGAGGUCGGCAUCCAACUAGCGACCAACGAAAUCAAGGCCAUCAUCUUGGACAUGUUCGCGGCAGGCACGGACACGACAACCACGGCGAUGGAAUGGGCCAUGGCGGAGCUCGUCACGCACCCGCGCGCCAUGCGCAGAGCCCAGGACGAGGUCCGCGCGGCGGCGGCCGGCUCCACCGGCGUCAACGAGGACCACGUCGCGCAGCUGGACUACCUGAAGGCUGUGGUGAAGGAGACGCUCCGGCUGCACGCGCCGUUGCCGCUGCUGGUGCCCCGGGAGCCGGCGGCGGACGCCGAGAUCCUGGGGUUCCACGUCCCGGCGAGCACACGCGUGCUGGUCAACGCCUGGGCCAUCAGCCGGGACCCCGCGACGUGGGAGCGCGCCGAGGAGUUCGUGCCGGAGAGGUUCUUGGGAUCCGCCGUCGACUUCAGGGGGCAGCACUUCGAGCUGCUGCCGUUCGGCGCCGGCAGGAGGAUGUGCCCCGGGAUCCGGUUCGCAGAGGCAAGCGCCGAGAUGGCACUGGCGAGCUUGCUGUAUCAUUUUGACUGGGAGGCCGCCGGCGGGCAGGGGAGCCGGGAAGGGACGCCGACGCCGUCGUUGGACAUGACCGAGGCGAAUGGGUUAGCCGUGCAUAUUAAGUCCGGUCUGCCGCUUCUAGCUAAGCCGUGGGUCCCUUAAAUUGUUGUCAUUUAUCACUGGGAGGACUGCACGAUAAAAGAUGAACUCGUACUCCAGUCAUCA